This is a messenger RNA of Aspergillus vadensis CBS 113365, 772 nucleotides long. RefSeq names its product Zn(II)2Cys6 transcription factor domain-containing protein. NCBI's taxonomy places the organism in Eukaryota, Fungi, Ascomycota, Eurotiomycetes, Eurotiales, Aspergillaceae. Gene Ontology annotation, molecular function: DNA-binding transcription factor activity, RNA polymerase II-specific; zinc ion binding. Gene Ontology annotation, biological process: regulation of DNA-templated transcription. The record is from RefSeq and is a predicted model, not a curated record. The transcript has 4 exons. The coding region runs from base 198 to 716 and encodes 172 amino acids.
ACUGAAUAGUGUCAUUUCCUGUUUCUCCAGUAGCGGUUAUCAUUCUUCGAAGCCUUUUGAGAUGCCUGACGGCGGAUUUCGGGCACUUUGGAACACUAUUCCAAUCCUACUGUUCAAUUCUUUGCUUGUUCUUCGAAACACAGGCUCAGCGUCCUCCUAGCAUACUGACACACCACUUAGUCUGAGCUGUGAGCAAGAUGGUUCGUUCGCAGGCGAAAGGCCUCAGGGCCCUUGCUCCAGCGCCCAUUACGAAGCCUUCCCGAGUGACAGAGGUGGAUGUCAAGCCAACUAAGAGGAGGUCAAAUGCCUGUGAGGCUUGUAAGAAGAGAAAGACCAGGUGCCAUGGUAAUCAUCCAUGCGAUAAAUUCGCACAAUCAGGUACAGAAUGCCUGUUUGUCGGAGGCGUCGAUAGACGAAAAAAGCUUGCGUUGCACGAUACUGAGCAGGAGCUCAAUGCGAUCCGAUCGCUUCUAGAUCAGUUGGUGGCCGCUUUCAACAAUGGUAACGAUACAGAUUUUCAGCGGCUUAUCAACAUAACAAGAAGCAAGUCGAAGACUAAGAAAGAUACCAAGCUGCAUAAGUGGUGCAGCCUCCAGGACCUGGAAUCACAACUUAGCUUCUACGAGCAGCUAACCCAUAAUUUGUCGGCGACAUUCGGUACCGAUGUUUCCAACUAUAUUGCAGAUUCGUCGAAGUUGAAUACGUCUCUUACUUGAUUUCAAUCGGCUUACCACCAACAUUAGCUACUGUACUACACUCCGCUAUUUGGAUC